Helobdella robusta is the source of this 672-nucleotide messenger RNA. RefSeq lists its product as hypothetical. The transcript is spliced from 3 exons. Bases 1 to 672 code for a protein of 223 amino acids. Lineage: Eukaryota; Metazoa; Annelida; Clitellata; Rhynchobdellida; Glossiphoniidae. The record is from RefSeq and is a predicted model, not a curated record.
AUGAAUUGUUUCAGCAGUUUCAAAGAAGAUAAUAUGAGUUUUUGUUCCUGCGAUCCAGCGAUUGAGGACAGGAGCUGGUCCACGUUCUCGUUUCUAGAGGCCCUCAUGUUGUGUUCAAUGAGAUGUUCACAAACAGCCAGCUGUGUGGCUUACAACUUCUUCAGUGCCACCAAUCAGUGCCAACUCUUCAAUCAAACAUUGAACAAGUUCUCUGUACUGCCCGGCUGUCAAUAUUUUCUCAAAAAAGCUCUGACCAUCAACGCGGACGACGGCUUUAAUGAAUUUUACAUCAACGGUGACAACAUACCCGCAUCGUAUUUUCCCAAUGCUGCGAAGGUUAUUAGACCGGACACAUAUUAUCUGAUGGACAACUUGGUCGUUCUCGCCAUCAAAUCACACAACGGCGCUGCUUACGGUGGUUUGGCAGCUAGCACAACAGACGGUUACGUGUUGACGAAUGAAACUUGGAAAUGUACUGAAAGUUAUUACAACGGCUGGUACAAAAUCAAUUACAAUGAUUCGUCAUGGUCUCCUGCCAUAGUUACGAAAAUUUCAGCUGGCUCUCUUUUCAAUGUGAACACCAAAUGGAUUUCUGUUUCUACCAAAUGCAAAAAUUGUGAUUUUUACUGCAGAAAAAAUGUUCUUGGUAAUUUUAAGUUUUUAGAAAUUUAA